GGGGGUGGGCGCGGCGGUGCCCUCUGAGCGGACCCUCGGACCCCAGCCGCUCCGCACAAGCCUCUGCUUCGGCGGCUCCCAGCCCGCAAGCCCGCUUGCGAGAAGCCGGGGCAGGGCCGAGGUGGACGAGAGAGGCGCCGCUGCCGCCGGAGGCCCUUCCCCGCUCGCCGCGCCCCCCGCCACUUGGCCCGCUGGCCAUGGCCGACGGCGGCGGCACCGGCAGCUCGGGCUCCUGGUGGAGUUCGCUAAAGAACAGCAGGAAGAAAAGCAAGGACGCCGCGGGGGGUGCGAAGCCUCCCGCUCAGCCUGACCCCGGGGAACCCGCGGCGCCCGCCCCGCCUGGCCCCGACUGGACUAGCAGUUCCCGGGAGAAUCAGCAUCCCAAUCUCCUCGGGGGCGCCGGCGAGACCCACAAGCCAGACAAGUUGGGCGGGGAGAAAUCGGGCAACAGCCGCCGAAAUUUGAAGAUCUCGCGCUCGGGCCGCUUUAAGGAGAAGAGGAAAGUGCGCGCCACUCUGCUCCCCGAGGGAGUCAGGUCCUCGGAGGAGGCGAGCUUCUCUGGUGACCCGCACGACGACAAGCAGUAGCCCGAGCGCUCCGAGACUCUCUUCGCACCAUGCCUCCCCAACCCCCAGGUCUAAACCCGAGAAUUCUGCCCCGCCCCUGUACUUGGAGUCUCAUCCCACCAAAUUCAGAAUAUUCGCACAAGGCCUCCAGACUUUAUUUUCCUGGAAAUUGACGUGACAAUUGAGUGUUCCGUAUAUCACGACUCAAGGAUGCAUUAAAUAUUUAUUCGUGAUAAGAGAAGAUACCGCAGAGGAAGUUGGCACAAUUUUUUUCAAAAAACUUCAGUGGCCUCCUUUGCGUCGCCCAUGGGAGUGAGAAGGGUACUUUUGUAAGAGACCAUAGCUCAACUGGAAUUGCGCAGCCCUCCGCUAAGGACGGCAUGCUCUGAUUCCGAACUUGCUAUUGGAAAGCAAAUCACAGUGCUAUCUUUAAUGCCUGAGAAAUGCACUUUAGGGGUACUUCUGUAGACAUACCUUAAGUGAAGGGAUGGGACAGAGCAGGAAGCAUUCUUAAGUAGAAGCAUUUUAAGUAAGGCAGAAUUGCUUUUAAUGUUGAACUGCAAAACUGUACUGCCUGUUUUAGCGUGGACCAUUAAAACUGUUGCACUGUAAGACUUAAGGUGACUUUUGUAUUUUUUUUUUUCCAUUGCAAGACUGAAGCUCAUCAUACUUAAAAGCAGGCAUGCAGAAUACAGGGUGACAGAGUUAAUCAUUUGCCACAUAACCUGACAGUUCCUCUUGAAAAGCUGCAGGGAGGAGAACAGGUCUACAAACUACCAACACCCAGAUAGGAACCAGCUAGCUGGAUAUCCCUAUUUACAAACCAAAUUCGAGGAAGAGAGGGAGAGGUACCAAUUCAUUAUUCCUAAGUUUUCUUUUUUUGUUCAGUGCAUCUUCAUAGAGUAAGUCACAAUGCUAAUAAUAAUUCUUUCUGUAUUCAUUAUUAACCUGACUCACAAUUGUCUAAAAAUACUUAUUCAAACAGAUGGACUGAACUCUCAGUUUGUGCAAGGCUGGCUUUUUUCCCACCCUCUUUGCUUCAAAAGCUAAUUUCUUUAGUCUGAAGUAUGCAUUUAUCUAGGUGCAAGGCCUUAAAGAUUUACCAACCUGUAGAUUUUUACCAAAAAUCUACCUGUUUGCUUUUGUUAUGAACUUCAAGUAAAAGAGUAAAUCAGUACUGAAAUCACUUGCUUUCAGCA
Molecule: messenger RNA, 1765 nt
Organism: Kogia breviceps (pygmy sperm whale)
Lineage: Eukaryota; Metazoa; Chordata; Mammalia; Artiodactyla; Physeteridae
Source: RefSeq, a predicted model, not a curated record